Messenger RNA from Megalops cyprinoides (Indo-Pacific tarpon), 930 nucleotides. RefSeq names its product ras-related protein Rap-1b. Gene Ontology annotation, biological process: cellular response to cAMP; Rap protein signal transduction; negative regulation of synaptic vesicle exocytosis. The record is from RefSeq and is a predicted model, not a curated record. Lineage: Eukaryota; Metazoa; Chordata; Actinopteri; Elopiformes; Megalopidae. Bases 103 to 657 code for a protein of 184 amino acids. Gene Ontology annotation, cellular component: plasma membrane. Gene Ontology annotation, molecular function: GDP binding; GTP binding; GTPase activity. The transcript is spliced from 8 exons.
ACAACCUCACCCAGAGAGGCGAGAGCUAGCGAGCGGAGGGAGAAAGGCAAACAGAUUGGAGCGACGGAAAGGGAAAACCGUUGACACCAGAAGCAGAACAGGAUGCGUGAAUAUAAGCUGGUGGUCCUGGGGUCAGGAGGUGUGGGCAAAUCUGCUCUGACCGUACAGUUCGUUCAAGGGAUAUUUGUGGAAAAAUACGACCCCACAAUAGAAGAUUCAUACAGAAAGCAAGUGGAGGUGGACGGGCAGCAGUGCAUGCUGGAGAUCCUGGACACGGCCGGGACGGAACAAUUCACAGCCAUGAGGGACCUAUACAUGAAGAAUGGCCAGGGCUUUGCGCUAGUAUACUCCAUAACGGCGCAGUCCACCUUCAACGACCUGCAGGACUUGAGAGAACAGAUCCUUCGAGUCAAAGACACUGACGACGUACCCAUGAUCCUCGUGGGGAACAAAUGUGACCUGGAGGAUGAGCGGGUGGUGGGAAAGGAGCAGGGUCAGAACCUGGCCCGACAGUGGAACAGCUGUGCCUUCCUAGAGUCCUCCGCCAAGUCAAAGAUUAACGUUAACGAGAUCUUCUAUGACCUGGUGCGGCAAAUCAACAGGAAAACCCCGGUACCUGGGAAAGCACGCAAAAAGUCCAACUGCCAGCUGCUCUAAUACACAACUGUACUGUCGCUCUGAGCCAGGUCUGAUAAACUGCUGUCCCUCCCGACAGCGCCAGCAAUCCCGACUUUACUAAACCUAACAUUCAGCGGACUUUCCCGUGUGGUGACUCCCUUUAACGACCCAAAACCAACUCACCGGCCAAUGGAUUUCAAAGCUACCACAUCAGUUUUUGCACAUAGAAUAACUGUAAUCACCCUUCCGCGUGGCGAGAAAGAGAUUUUUACUUAUAUAUAAAUAUAUAGAAAUAUCUAACUGUAUGCAACC